CACCACAACUACUGCUAGUACUACUACUACUUUCCCUCUUUCUGGUUCCGUAUAGUUUCAAAGUUUCAACAGCAAAGACCACAGAACACACACAGAGAAAAAUGAAUUGUUGUGCAUUAUUUCUCAACUCCACUCUUUUCCCAAUUACCAUUAAUAUCAAAUCUGUUAUGUUCAAAAACCAAUCAUUUUUUCUCAGACAAUCCUCAGUUGUCUCCGCAAACCUUAGUACUGUUACCAAACACAAAUCCUUAUCCUCUGUUUACUCCAACAGCCUCAGAGUCCUCGAAUGGGACAAGCUCUGUGACUCUGUCUCUUCCUUUGCCACCACUUCCUUUGGCCGCGAAGCCACAAAGGCGCAGCUGUGGUCUCUGAAUCAAACGUACGAAGAGAGUCUGAGGCUUUUGGAAGAGACCAAUGCGGCCGUGGAAAUGUACAACCACGGUGGUUGUAGAUUGGACUUUACCGGCAUUGAUGUUGUUCUUGUGAAAUCUGCUAUCCAACAAGCCAGGAGAAGUUUACCGGUGGAUGGAAAUGCAGCAAUGGCUGUUGCAGCUCUACUACAGCAUUGUGAAACUUUGCAGUUAAAUUUAAAAGCUGCAAUCAAGGAAGAUGCAGAUUGGUACAGACGUUUCAUGCCUCUCACAGAAGAGAUAACUGGAUUUGUUAUAAAUCGAUCAUUAGUUAAGUUGAUACUGCAAAUUAUAGACGAAGAUGGCUCUGUUAAAGAUUCAGCGAGUCCAACCCUGAAACUAUCACGUGAACAAGUGAGAAUGCUUGAGAGAAAGAUAUAUCAGUUAAUGGACAGCUUAAUUAGGAGUGAGAAGAAUGAAACACCAUUUCUGGAAGUGAGUAACAUAGAUGGCAGGUGGUGUAUAAAAUCAGGGGUGGAUCAACUGAAAGGCGUCAAGGGUCUACUGUUAUACAGUGGUUCAGGCAGAGGAAGCAUUGUAGAGCCACUCUCUGCCGUUCCUUUAAAUGAUGAGUUGCAGCAAGCAAGAGCAUCAGUGGCAAAGGCUGAGGCAGAUGUGCUUUCAAUGUUAACAGAAAAGAUGCAAAUUGAUCUUGAUGAGAUUGAAAAGUUGUUAAACAGUAUAAUUCAACUGGAUGUGGUCAAUGCUCGAGCAACCUUUGGUCUUUCAUUUGGAGGCACAUAUCCUGAUUUGUUUCUAUCAAAAGGCAGUGGCUCUUCUACUUCUGUUGUGUAUCCAUCAGGAAACAAAAAUUCAAAUGCAUCAUACCCCAUUAAGAGGGAAUGGACAUUGUAUCUGCCAAAAGCUUAUCAUCCUUUAUUGCUUCAGCAGCAUAGGCAAAAUUUGCAGAAGGCCAGGAAAGAUGUCAGUAAUGCUACUUCUGAUAUUAGGAGAAAACAGCAAGGUGAGAUUAUGGCACGAAAAGGAGAAAAAGAUGUAGAUCUUCCAUCCUUAAAAAUGCAGGUUACUGCACUAGAACAAGCUCAUCCAGUUCCAGUUGAUUUUUUUGUAAAUCAUAAAACUCGAGUUUUGGUUAUAACUGGCCCCAAUACUGGGGGUAAAACCAUUUGUUUAAAGACAGUCGGAUUGGCAGCUAUGAUGGCUAAAUCAGGUCUAUAUGUUUUAGCUUCUGAAUCAGUAAAAAUCCCUUGGUUUGAUGCUGUUUUUGCUGACAUUGGGGAUGAACAGUCCUUGUCACAGUCUUUAUCUACCUUCUCUGGCCAUUUGAAACAAAUAAAUGACAUUCGAUUACAUGCAACAAGUCAGUCAUUGGUGCUACUAGAUGAAGUUGGUGCGGGAACAAAUCCCCUUGAAGGAGCAGCACUAGGGAUGUCACUGUUGGAAUCUUUUGCUGAAACUGGUGUUUUGUUGACAAUAGCUACUACACAUCAUGGUGAACUCAAAACCCUGAAAUACAGUAAUGACACCUUUGAAAACGCAUGCAUGGAGUUUGAUGAAGUGAAUCUGAAACCAACUUUCAAGAUUCUCUGGGGAGUACCAGGGCGUUCAAAUGCAAUCAAUAUAGCUGAAAAGUUAGGAGUGCCCAGUAUAAUUGUGGAUAAUGCUCGUGAGCUAUAUGGUUCAGCUAGUGCAGAGAUAGAUGAGGUCAUAACUGAAAUGGAAAGGUUAAAGCAAGACUUCAAGGAGUAUUUGGAGGAAGCACAACAUCAUAUGAUGCUCUCAAAAGACCUUUAUGAAAAUUUAUUGGUUGCUAGAAGGAAAAUAAUGGAACAUGGCACUAGACAAAGAUUGAGGAAGAUGCGUGAAAUAUCUGAGGCUGCAGCAAUGGCACGUUCUAUUCUUCACAACAAAGUGCGACAACUUCGUGCAUCUGCAAUUCAAUCUUCACAGCCAACUCCAACUCAUAAAAGCCAGCAUGCAUUGGUUAUCAGCAGACAGCAUACUAUGGCAGAAUACACUGAACCUCCUAUGGCAUAUAAGAGUGCAUCCUUUAUUGAAGAUAUCAAGCAAACGCCAUCAGAGAAGUCUCAGCUUCCCAAGGUUGGUGAUAUGGUGCAUGUUUCUUCUCUUGGGAGGAAGGGGACAGUUUUAAGAUUGGAGCCAUCUAAAGAUGAAAUAGUAGUUCAAACCGGUAACAUGAAGUUGAAGUUAAAGUUGAUUGAUAUUGAGAAGUGAUAAUCGAGGAUUUAUACAUGUCCUUGAGAACAAGAAGGUGGGAUCAUAUUGAACACUGUCAUCAUCAGGUGCCCUCAAGAAGAUGGACCAAUGGAAACCAGAAGCAUUCUGAAAUUCAGGGCUGUUUGGUAGUGUAACUUGAACAACAAUUUUCAGUGUUUAAACAACAUUAUACGUAUUUCCACACAUUUUUUCACUCACACAUAUUUCCAAAAAAUACAAACAAUGUUACCAAACACCCCCCAAAUAUGAAGAUUCAAGAAAACAAAGAGCUUUGACAAUUCAAUGAGUCAAGUCAUAGAGUUUUAAGAUAUUAUCAGUUAUACAAAUCCACAUCCUAGUGGAGACUCAAUGAUGGUUUACUGUUCAAUGCCGGCAUCUUGAGGAUACUAAGGAAAAUGGUGCAAGGUAUGCUUAUGUUUAACUUCGUUCAUGGUUUAGUUGAAUGAUAGACUAUCUAACAAGGCCCACAGGUAUAAAGAAAUUCUACUCCUAUUACUAUAUGUAAUAGCAAAAGCCUAAUCCUCCAUUCCCUCCCAUAAAUACACGUGGCAUAUGAAAUUCCAGUACCAAAGACAGUGUAAAACACACUUCUAAGACAUUGUUUAUGCUUCAAAAAAACCAUUUAAUGCUAAGACACCAUUUAACUUAAUAUGUUUUAAAAAUAACCAUUUAAUUAAAUACAAAAACCCGAAAGGAUUGAGAGAGGUUCAGAGAGAUUUAGAGUUUGCAAGGAACAGGGGGAGAAAGAGAGACAUUUAUAUUGAGAUUUAUUUGAUUUUAGGUAUCAUUCUUUUGUAGACUAAUUGUUUUUGAGAUGUUUUGAUUAGGUCUUUCAAGUUCAAGUUUAGGACUAUGAAUUAUAGGAAUAUUAGGCGCUAGAAGGAGUGUUGGCAAGUCUUUUUGGAGUUUUAUGCUAAACUCAUUGAUUUAAUUAUGUUCAGGUUUUAUUUCAACAAUUUUGGUAGUAAUUGUUGCCCGUUUUGCCAAUCCUCAUUUAAAGGCAUUCCUUAAAUUAUUUUUUUUUGGGUUAAACACAUAAUUUAUACAGUUCUUUUGUCGCUACUUGCUGGUCUUUUUGGUUCUCCAAUUCUUUGGUGAAUGUGAGAGCAUGUUUAUUUCAGGUGGGGAUUUCAUCUGGUGCAGCAGCAGCAGCUGCUGCAAUAAAAGUGGGAAAGAGGCCUCAAAAUGAUGGAAAACUCGUUGCUAUUUUCAGAAGGUUUUUGAUCUACUCUUGGAAGUUUCUGAGGUUGAAAAGAUGACCCCAGAUAGGAUGGUGAAGAUAGUUUUUGUGUUUAGCAAUGUGGGGUUCCAGCGAGGAGGGGAUAAGAUAUUGCCAGAAAUAGUGUUUUGGAAUGCUAGAGACUCUGUUCAAGUUUGCUGGCAAGGAAGAGAGAAGGUGUAGCCAAGGUUCGUGGGGUUUUGGAUGGUUCACUGACUACAUUGUUGGAGGAAAAUGUGGUUCCAUCUCUGGAGGAAUUAGUGAAGUCAGUUCCAAAGCCAGAGAAGUUGAUGGAGUUCCCUCAGCAAUUUCUGGAGAAGAUUACUAUGAUCUUAUUGUAUUUGAUUGAUGUAUCUAAAACAGUGAGAAAUUUUGCUUUUUACAGAAUAGAAUUUGAUCUGUUUGCACUGAAUAGUCUUCAUUAUUAGAAAACUGACAUCAAGGAGUCAUUGAUGUCAGCAGCAUGUUUACUGUGAUCU
Quercus lobata is the source of this 4307-nucleotide messenger RNA. RefSeq names its product DNA mismatch repair protein MutS, type 2. The record is from RefSeq and is a predicted model, not a curated record. Gene Ontology annotation, biological process: mismatch repair; negative regulation of DNA recombination. Gene Ontology annotation, molecular function: ATP binding; ATP hydrolysis activity; ATP-dependent DNA damage sensor activity. The coding region runs from base 102 to 2606 and encodes 834 amino acids. The transcript has 22 exons. NCBI's taxonomy places the organism in Eukaryota, Viridiplantae, Streptophyta, Magnoliopsida, Fagales, Fagaceae.